AUGGUAUCGAGUUCGAGUUCAAGUUCAGGAACUCAGGGGACAGGAUCAGAUACACAUCCACCUCGUUCGCGAGCAUCCUUUAGAGUGAUGAUCAAAUCACGAAUCAAACAACCUCAAUUUUAUUGGUUUUUAGGCCAUUUCUUUACAUUAUACCAUUUUAUUCGGUUCCAUCUUUCACUCUUUUCUGUUAGAUCACAGAUAUACCAUUACAAGAUGUCAUUAUUCUAUAUAUCGAUUACUUAUGGGAUUGUCCUGUAUCAAUUCUAUAAGAGUGGACAAUUGAAAAUGGAUACAACAAGCUUGAGACACAAGAUAAAGACUUUAGAUAAUUUACAAUAUUUUAUUAUGUUGACCGCAUUAUGGAUAUGUUCAGUAAUGACUGAUAGUAUUGUCUUGAAUGGUGUGACAUAUUCUCCUGUGAUUUAUUCAUUAUUCCAUUGUUUAAAUUAUUUUAAAGAAAAUUUAUUACCUUUCUUACCAAUCAAUAGUUCAUUAAAGAAUUUGAUCAACAAUAAUAUUACUAGGUUUAUUUCGAGUUAUAAUGCCCAAUUUUUAGCAAUGGCUCAAGUGAUUGAGAUUAUUUGUAGUUUACGUUCUGGACUGAUAGAUUUACCAAUGGCAUUAUUUAGAUUCUUAACUCGAUUUAAUCUAACGUCCAUUUUAAAAUUAUGGUCUAUUGUGAUUUAUAUUUGGUUUUUUAAACUAAGAUAUUUACAAAAUGCUAAAAUAAGAGAGAUCACUGCACAAUACAUUCAACAAUUAGAUCAAUUAUUAGUUACAAAAUUACCACAAAAUAUUUUAACUAAAUGGUACGCUUAUAAACAUAUUAUCAAAUCGCUAUUCAUGAUGUUACCUGUGUGA
Molecule: messenger RNA, 861 nt
Organism: Maudiozyma barnettii
Lineage: Eukaryota; Fungi; Ascomycota; Saccharomycetes; Saccharomycetales; Saccharomycetaceae
Gene: PER33
Product: Per33p
Exons: 1
Coding region: 1-861 (286 amino acids)
Biological process (GO): membrane organization; endoplasmic reticulum tubular network organization
Cellular component (GO): endoplasmic reticulum; membrane
Source: RefSeq, a predicted model, not a curated record